UGUGUGAUUCUCAUCGGAAUGGGCGCAACAUGGCGGAAACUAGGGGGCUAGCAAGUAUUCAGUGUCCCGAGUCUUGCGCUAACCGCUUUCUUGCUUUGCGAAUAAUAUAGGCAAGGGAAAACGUAGCCAUAGUUUCUGAUAUGCCUGGUCAUAUCAAUCCCGUGGACCACGACGCUCAUAUUACAUUUCAAGCGUAGAUGAGACGCAGCGAGAAAGCCCCUUGACAUGAGUAAUCCUGCAACAGCGAUCCAGAGGUCCUCCUCCUCGAUACCACUGCCUGCGGAUCAUGUGUUGAACUCGGGAGCAGUGAUCUUUCCCGGUGCAUUCGACCAGCAAGGAUGCCCCCUGGUUGUGUUCCCGACAGAGGCUCAAAACAAGCUCUCAGAUCUCACCAAGGAAGACAUUAAUGGCUUCAUAAGCUACUUUCUACGUUUGCAUAACGAAAGCCAAGAGAAGGAGAGCUUGGUCUCUGUUGUUGUUGACUUAAGGCAAGCUACACUCCCCACCACAAGAUGUAUUGCUGAAAGUUUACAGCUGCUAGAGCUUCACAAGAGGACAAUUCACACCUUGUAUGUUGUCCAACCAAAAAAGAAAGACGUCCUCAAGCUGUUGCUGAAAGUCCUUGUACCAGGCAAUUCAAAGCGAUACAUUUCUGCGCCUUUCAAGCGGAUUUUCCUCAAAGAAGUCUUUGAACUUUAUAACUACAUUGACCGAAGCCAGUUAACUCCAUCUUUAGGAGGAUACCUUAUCUACAGUCACGGGAGCUGGGUGACCUUUAUUAAGGAGAUUGAUGUCUUCGUCAAGGAGUUCUUGUUGGUGGUUCAGAAAUUACCUUCAUGCAUAGCAACCUUACAGACCAUCUCUCAGCAGCCGGUACCAUCAGGAUUGGAUGAACUAAAAGAGUUUUGUUCAGUUAAUGAAGCCAGAUUUCAGCAGCUGCGGUGUGACCUUGGCUUAGAUGAGCUACUGAGGCAUUGCGAAUGUGUGGUGGAGAAACUGCGUUACCCUGAGAAUGACCCAUGCUAUCAGGCGAUGGCUGGAACUGCCAUCUUUACACACACAGCAUAUGACAUGCUACUCAAUUACAGCAGAAUAACCGCUGCUGUGGAGAAGGUGGAGUUGCUGUGGCAACAGGCUUUUUCCAAGGCCCACCUCCAGCUGAGAGUGCUCCAGCUACAGAGAGAAGCGCAACAGAUAACGGAACAGAUGGGGGCCUUGCGAAAAGAGAAACUUCAGCCAUACCGAAUUGAAAUUGCCAAAGAUGCCAGCUGGGCAGACUCACUGAAGCUGGAUUUUGAAACGUGUAUAUACACUCCUGCCAUGGCUUUAGUCCACCGUGCUGAAGACGUAAUCCACACGCUGCAUGAGAUGCUGGCCCAUGGUGAGGUGCUGGUGAGGGAGCCGUGGGUGGACGAACUGGAGAUCCUGAAGGAGCGAUUUUACUCCACAGUGCAACUCCCCUACCAAACACUCCGACUGGUCUCUGACUUCUACCACUACUAUGAUAAGGCCAAGUCCUGGUACGAUCUUGUUCUCAGUGAGAACUUCCUCCAGGACUUUCUGUGGGGUGGGAACUGUGAAGGCUUCUCUUCGCUACGCCGUACUCGUACUCAUGAGCCUGUUGGUGGGGUGCCGGUGUGGAGACGAGCGGUCUAUGAGUUUCUCAGGAAGAACCCCUCCCCAGAAAUGGCAGCGUUGGUUCAGCUAGCACAUCUGGCUAAUGUUAUUCCUGAAACAACAUUACAGCAAUCAGGGAAGCAGCUGUCACAUCGAUGUAUGACCUUGAGGAAACUGCUGUCGUCCCCUGGAGCAGUGCCACUGAAUGACCUUCAGUUAGCCUUGCAGUGGCAAUAUGAGUUUCUCAGAGAGAGCCAGAACCAGAACACUCCAGUCACAUACCAGACUGACAACAAAGGGUCUGAUAAGAUUUUGAGACUUGACAGCCCAGGUGGAGCAUGCAGUUUGUCCCCCGAACCAGCCUUCGUAUCCGGCUUGCCGUCAGAGCCGACACCAACCAAUGCUGGAACGUUAGACCAACUAAAUAAGUGGGAGUCUGGGAAAGUAGUGGUGCACCACCAGUCUUCACUGCUCCCACCAAACACAGGUGCUGUCUGUGCCUCUGUGUCUGGCAAGCCCCCUUCUCUGAGUUCCUUUGACUCGGGCUUUGACGGAGCUGGAAGCAGCCACUUGGAGACGGGGCAGGGGAGAGAGGUACUGGAUGGUUUGCUGAGAUUGCCCGGUGCCCCAGAUUUGAGACUGAAGCCCCCACAACCCCAGAUCCACGAGGAGAACAUCUCCAGUGUUUCUGAUUCUGAGGAUCCCCACAAUGAGUUUGUUGUGGCAGGCAGCCCAACAGCUGCAAGCAUUCAGAUCAUUCCCAAGAUCACUCUGGACUCGCUGAAUUUUGAGAUUAAAGUGAAGCGAUCUGCCACUCCGCCUAAAAACCCAUGGCUUAGUCUGCCAGUGGAGGAUCUGGAGAACUCCUACACAGUCACAAUCACACCCAACCGGCACUCGCGUCUCGGCGACCCGAGAAGCCCCAACGGUUCUGAACGGUCUCUUCACAGCGACACUUCCAGCAGGUCACGAGACCAGCCUACACAAACAGAGGUUCUGACCAGCGGACGGCGGCCCACUGAUGCGGAGUCCAGAGAGCACUCUGUGCAGGACAGUUUUGACUCGUCGGAGUUGAGCCCAGUGAGAGGCGUCCUCUCAAGCACCAUCACGGAACCCAGCGAUCAGCCAAGCUUUACAACUGAGGGCAUCCCCACACUGAUGUGGGACUCCUACGACUUUCAUAACCUCAGACAGGAGCACUGUGAUGGCUCAUCAAACUCCCUGUCUGAAGACUCCCUGAAUGACUGGGCUUUAAGGGAGCAGGAAGGAUUACAAGAAGUAGAAGAGAUCCUCGAUCGUGCUGCAGGAAUAUUAGAGGAGGAAGAGAAUGUUUUGGCACAGGAGGAAGUGUUGGAUGUUCUAGUGAAGACUGAGGGUUCACACAAACAGUGGGCAUUGUGGAACAGUGAAGAGCAGUUCAGUGCGAUGUCAUCUUGUGAAUUGGCAGAAUCUGGGGUCAUUGGUUUGGAUAAUGACCUCGCUGCUUUGCCCUUUGAACAAGAUCAGUCACCGCAUGGAUCAGAAAGUAAAAUGAGGGCGCUCCCCUUGCAGUUAGAUGACUGCCAGAGGCUGAUUGAUUCUGACCUGGAAGGUGCCGAGAGUAGUCAGACCGUUCUCCACCAAGAACUUCAGGGUCUUCAGGACCUCGAGGAGCGCAUUUUGGAGGAGCACAUAAAGAUCCAUGAGCUAAGGAGGCAUGGAAAGGAAGUCUUAGUGCUCCAAGCGGAAAACCCAGAAGAUGGUGUUCAGGCACAUAGAUCCAGCACGGACAGAGAAAGGUUCCUGAAAGAGCUGGAGAAGGAGAGAAGGGAAGUUGAGAGAAUGGAGCAAAGUCUUCACAGGGAAAUGGAAAAGGACAAACACAAGGUGAAGAAACGUCUCAGCAGGACCUGGCGAGUGGUGACGUGCUCAGUCAUGGAGAGAGCCUCUAAACAGGACAACUUGGAUGAUGUGCUUUGUGAAAAAACGAAAUCGAACUCCAAUGGCCCUAAUCUGGAGAAACUGACAGGACCUGUUGUGGUGGUGGAUGGUUUGAAUUCCAAGGAGUUGCUGAUCUCUGCCCAGAGCCAUCCACAGAACAGUUUUCCAAAUGACCCUCUGGAGACAUGCAAGAAUAGAGCGGAUACAGUGGAAGUGGACGAGACUAAGCUCUCUGAAGGAAAUAAUGUUGACUCUUCCAACUGUUUUGAGCAUGCUGAUGGAAGUGCACCUGAAUCUCUUGCAGAUGUACCUGGAGGAGAGCCACAUCUGGAAGGGGACAGUAGUGGAGAGUCUGUGAAAGAACAUGAUUCUAAACUUAGUGAUUUCACUGUAGUAGAAUAUUCUGAAUUUAGGGAUUCCACAGUAGAAGGAAAAGAUUCUGGACUUAGUGAUUUCACAGUAGUAGGAGAAGAUUCUGAAUUUAGGGAUUCCACAGCAGUAGGAAAAUAUUCUGAACUUGGGGAUUCAAGAGAAAAUGUUGUAGAUGAGGUAGAGGGAGGCGAGUCAGAGGUUUCUUUGGUUCCCGAUUCACCACCUAAUCUUGGUGCGUUUGAGCCUUGUGUUCCAACAGAAAGGGCUCCUGUGCCAAAACCAAGAAAAACCUUGUGUGAUAAUAGUUCAGAUCUCAGUAAAUCUGAAGAGCAAAUCAAUGCGAACACCUAUGAGGAAGACCCAAGCUCUCUUCCCUCAGCGCCAACAUUAACCACAACCCCUCCACAACCAAAAGCACGAACCUGCCAGCUGUCUACCAACCAUCUGAUUCAUCCAGAUGUAAUGAAACACAGCAGUAACAACAAUAACAACAACCCUACCAGUGAGGAUCAAAUGACCAGAUCAUGUAGCAACACUGGAGCAUCCUACAGAGAAGUGCAAGUUGAUCCUUUAAAUGCGCUUGUGUUGGAUCUGGAAGGCCAUUCCACUGAACAUAUAGAGGAUGUGGGCAAUGUCCCUGAGCCUAGUUCUGAACAUAUAGAGGAUGUGGGCAAUGUCCCUGAGCCUAGUUCUGAACAUAUAGAGGAUGCAAAGCCCUCAUGUGAUCUGGUAGAUGUCUCAAAUGAUGGAGGUUCUAAUGGCUUCCAGAGCUACAGUCUUUCUGUAUGUCCCAUCAGCUCAUCUCCUGUCGGUCAACUGAUCGACAUACACGCAAUAGAGAUGUCUCUUUUUAAAACUCCAAUAGUCCUGGACACUGGAUCUGGUUUGAUGAAAGCUGGCUUUGCGGACCAGAGUCUGCCUACCACCAUAUUUCCAACAGUCAUUGGAGUCCCCAAGUAUGAGGAGGUCAUGAAUGGUCAUUUUGAGAGGGAAACCUACAUCGGCCAUGACGCCCAACACAUGAGGGGAGUCUUGGCACUAAGGUAUCCCAUGAAGAAUGGCAUUAUCCGCAACUGGGAUGAUAUGGAAAUGAUCUGGAGCCACACAUUCCAGCAGCUGGGUGUGGAGCCUGAGGACCAUCCAGUGAUGCUGACUGAAGCGCCACUGAACCCUAAAGAGAACAGACAGCGGAUGGUGGAGCUCAUGUUCGAGGCCUUCGGUGUUCCACUCUCCUAUGUGGCCAUGCAGGCAGUGCUGGCGCUGUAUGCAGCUGGACGCACCACAGGGGUGGUGUUGGACUCUGGGGACGGGGUGAGCCACAGUGUGCCGGUGUUUGAGGGCUACUGCCUUCCUCAUGCUGUUCAGCGCUUCACUCUGGCUGGCAUGGACGUCACACUGCACCUUAAGAAGUUGUUGCAGGAGCAGGGUGUAUCCAUGUGCACAUCUGCAGAGCAGGAGAUUGUGCGGGACAUGAAGGAGAGGCACUGUUGCGUCUCUCUAAACUACUCGGCAGAACUGGCACAUGGAGGGGCCUCUAGCUCUCCGGCAUAUUAUACUCUGCCAGACGGCCAGGUUGUGUGCCUGACCACAGAGAGAUUCAGAGCUCCGGAGAUCCUUUUCAAGCCUGAAUUAAUUGGGCGUGACCAGUAUGGGAUGCAUGAAAGUAUCUUUAAGUCCAUAAUCCAUUCUGAUAUUGACCUACGAAGGAGCUUUGUGGGAAACAUUGUUCUGUCGGGUGGCAAUACCCUGCUGGCAGGCCUACCUGAACGACUUCAGGACGAGCUCAAGAACAUGGUGCCGUCUGACCUGGCUGAGUGUGUGCGGGUGACGAGCCCGAAGGACCGGGACUUCUCAGUGUGGAGCGGAGGGGCAGUGCUCGCUAACCUGCCUGCUUUCAGCUCGGCCUGGAUCAGCCAGGAUGAGUACGAGGAGUUUGGCCCCCAGAUCGUCUUCAGGAAAUGCUUCUGAACUGACCUCCUGUCCCGCACUCCCUUCAGGCUGGGGCCUCCAAGUGCUCACGCUGUCCUCCGGAACCAGUGCAAUAUUAAAAAAGAAAUGUGCCGUGCAGGUGCCAAGUUCGUCCUCUGAUCAGUUGCUGGUAUGUAUGAAAUGAAUGUAUGUGUGUGUGCGCGUUCGUGUACAUGUAAGUGUGAUAUUGUAAAAAAGAUAUCACACAAAGCAUAAACAGUCGCAACCCUGUGGAUUGUUGGACUAUGACUUCCUUGAAUUCCUUCAUUAGAUUUUUCUUACUUUGGGAGGUUCUACAGAAUGGACUAUCAUGAAAUCAGCCAAUGAUCUAAAGGAACUACAGGGUAAAGUCAACUAUGUUUUUAACAGUUUUAUUGUUUUUUUUAAUUUAUAACAAGCCAUUUUAUUUUAUACCUGCACUUGAAUAGCAUGUUCACAAUGAACAUUAAAUACACAAGUACAGACACAUCUUAAAAACAAGUCUCAAAAUAUGUGUGUGGUUGUGUCAAUCCAGUUUGUUUUAAUCCAUGUUUUAAUUAAUAAUUCUUUAUAUAUGGAAGGAUUAAAUAUAUAUAUAUAGUAACAUAAUAAGCUACACAUAUUACCUUUUCAGUGUUAACUUGGUUAAAGGUCUGUUGGUCUUUUGCAGUAUUUUUUCCCCCUUAUGAAGUUUAAUAUUUCGUACGUUGGAUAUUUGUAAAUUCUCCACUAUUUCCAUACUAUAUGGUUGACCUGAGGGAUAUUACAUUUGUGUUUGUUGUACAUUUGGCUUAGGGUCAUGGUUGGUUUGUGUGCCUAAUUCUUGAUUUUCUUUAAAUUUUAUAUGGACAUUUUCCCGCUUUCAAUAUAUAUUUAUACACACACAUCAUUAUGGUUUGUCUUGAUCACAUGAUUUGAGUGCUUUAUUUGUCUUUGAAAAGUUUUGAUUUUUUUUUUUUUUUUUUGUGUUUUUUUUUUACAGUUUGAAUUUGUUGAAUGCAAGUUUCUAUCUUCAGUUCUCAAACCCAAGCUAUAUGUAUGAUCAAUUGCAUUAGUUUAACAAUCCCUCAGAGUGAGCCUCCUGUAUAACUUGUUUGCCUGAAGCGUAUUUGCACCAGCCCCGUCUCCAACUUAAACAGCCCCCCUUUGUUCUACUAACACUAGAUUGUGAUGAGCACACUUAACUUAACCAUAUUAUUUCCUUCAUGUUUACAAGUAAGGGUUUGGGGCUGCUUUGCUUGCAUAUAGAAGGGUUUAAAUGUGAUGUAACCUGGGUAAUGGUGUAUAAGCUAUUAAGCAACACUUAAAUUCCUGUGUACAAGGGCCAAUUGUUUGUGUACCUGUUGCAAUCAAAUUGUUGGUUCGAUGCAAAUGUUUUUUUUGUGUGUGUGAACUUAACCCCUUUUCAAUCAGACUUUCCCGCUUUACUGGACCCCAAGUUAUGUAUGACAUGUUUUGACAUUUUUACAAUAAAUAAUUCUCAUACCUGAA
This is a messenger RNA of Alosa alosa (allis shad), 7347 nucleotides long. RefSeq lists its product as uncharacterized. NCBI's taxonomy places the organism in Eukaryota, Metazoa, Chordata, Actinopteri, Clupeiformes, Clupeidae. Bases 226 to 5877 code for a protein of 1883 amino acids. The transcript is spliced from 23 exons. The record is from RefSeq and is a predicted model, not a curated record.